Messenger RNA from Zootoca vivipara (common lizard), 7798 nucleotides. RefSeq names its product ST3 beta-galactoside alpha-2,3-sialyltransferase 2 (gene ST3GAL2). The record is from RefSeq and is a predicted model, not a curated record. Gene Ontology annotation, cellular component: membrane. Gene Ontology annotation, biological process: sialylation. NCBI's taxonomy places the organism in Eukaryota, Metazoa, Chordata, Lepidosauria, Squamata, Lacertidae. Gene Ontology annotation, molecular function: beta-galactoside (CMP) alpha-2,3-sialyltransferase activity.
AAGCAAGUGGGCUUGGAUCUGCUCCUCUGCUAGCCUGUUGUUGUGUUUCUGUUUUGGCUUCCUUCUCCUCUCUGUGUCUACAACAAAAACCAAGCCAUGCAGUGAUCUCUCUCCCCACCAGCCUACUCACUUGCCAGCAUGGAAUUCCUUGUUGCCUAUAGCGACUAGGCUUGCUAUUUAAAGCUGGUUCCGAUGGGUUUCUCUCUCCAGCAUUUUGCACAGUGAGGACGGAUGCAAUUUCUGCUCUCCAGCAACCCUUUGCCAUCAUGGCCCUGGCUGGCUUCCAUUUCCUGAGUUUCAGGGCUUUGUUGCAGCAGAACCUUUUCUGGGCCAGCAAGUGGAGAGGGAAAGAUUGCCAAGGGAUUAUUUAAAAGCCUAAGCAGCGGAGGAGGAGGAGGAGCCACUGGGACACUGCACUUCCACGCCUGCCAGAUGCCAAAUUGGAGAGGAAGUUGCAGGGCUGAGCGGGAGCUGUGUCUGCAGACUGAGCGUGUGUGGCAGCAGCAGAGGGCGGAGAGAGCGCCUGGGCCACCCAAGCGGCGGCUGUCCCCGGGCAGCGCUGAUCCAGAUGUGCAGCUGCCAGCUCAGAGGCGAGGUCCUGGGAUGGGAACUGGCAGGAGCUUCCUGUCUGCUGGAGUGGUGGUGCUGAGGGAACGUGGCUCAUUAACCCCGAGGAUGGAGCUGCUCUGAUACUUGACAAACAGCUGCUUUCUCUUUCUCCGGCUGGGAUGCAGAGCCUUGAAAUGUGUGCCAAGGAGCAGACAGGACCAUGACAUUCUGCUUUGUGUUAGGACAGGCUCUGCCUCUCCUCUCAGGAAGGAAAAAUACUCAGGCAGAGUUGGGGACCUAGUUUGCUGGGAGACCCUGUGGAAACGGCUCUCUUUUGAGUCAAACAGUGGAAGAGGGCAGAGGUCGCUCUUAUUUUGCUCUCCUGUGGCCCAAAUUCUGUAUGCAAAAUGCUUGGGCGGGGCCAGAGAGGUUGUGACUGAUGUAAGAAGAACCCAAAGAGUUGUGGCUGGAAGCUACCUGGGAUGGUCUGUUCCAAACACCUGCCAACAGCUGCUGUUGCAUUUCCGUAACUAAGUUGGUCUCUGCAGCACCUGGAGAACUGUGAGGGUUCCCAUAAUAAGCUUUUGAGAAGCCAAACACUUUCUCUGCCAGCUUUCCCCCCUGCCUUUUUUUCUGUUGCAAGAGAGAGACAGACCAAGUGACCCUUCCUGGCCUCUCCUCCCCUCUCAUGCCCACCAUGAAGUUUUCGCUGCGCUUCUGGUUCCUCUCCACGGCUUUCCUGCUUGUCUUCAUCAUGUCCCUCCUUUUCACCUACUCCCACCACAGCAUUGCCUACCUAGACCCCAGUGGGCUGAACGGCAUCCACCGGGUGAAGCUUGUGCCAGGCUACGCUGGUAUGCAGCGCCUCAGCAAGGAGGGGCUCUUUGUGCGGAGCUGCACCUGUCGCAGGUGUGUGGUGGACGUGAGUGACUCAGAGUGGUUCGACACCCGCUACGACAGUAACAUCUCCCCAGUGUGGACCAAAGAGAACAUGGACUUGCCGCUGGAUGUCCAGAGGUGGUGGAUGAUGCUACAGCCACAGUUCAAGUCCCACAACCUGAACGAAGUCUUGGGGAAGCUCUUCCAGAUUGUCCCUGGAGAGAACCCAUACAGCUCCCAGAACUCACAACCGUGCCGCCGCUGUGCUGUGGUUGGCAACUCGGGCAACUUGCAAGGCUCUGGUUAUGGCAGGGAAAUCAAUGGGCAUGACUUCAUCAUGAGGAUGAACCAGGCCCCUACAGUGGGCUUUGAGGCGGAUGUUGGGAGUAGGACAACUCAUCACUUCAUGUACCCAGAAAGUGCCAAGAACCUGCCUGCCAACGUUAGCUUUGUUCUUGUGCCCUUCAAAGCCCUGGACCUGCUGUGGAUGGCAAGCGCCUUGUCGACGGGCCAGAUCCGAUUCACUUAUGCGCCCGUGAAGCCUUUCCUUCGGGUGGACAAAGACAAGGUUCAAAUCUACAACCCAGCUUUCUUCAAAUACAUCCAUGACCGAUGGACAGAGCACCACGGACGCUACCCUUCCACGGGGAUGCUGGUCCUGUUCUUUGCCUUGCACGUUUGUGAUGAGGUGAACGUUUUUGGGUUUGGGGCAGACAGCCGUGGCAACUGGCACCAUUACUGGGAAAACAAUCGCUAUGCAGGAGAGUUCCGAAAAACUGGGGUGCAUGAUGCUGAUUUUGAAGCCCAUAUCCUUGAUAUUCUGGAGAAGACAAACAAGAUUGAUGUUUAUCGUGGUAACUGACCCCUCCAGGCUGCUGUGUUCCAGCACUGACUUGGUGACUGGCCUGCAGGGGAUGAUGGGCCAGGUGGCUACCUGUAGGGCCUGGGCUGAGCACUGGGUUUCCCCUGAACCCAUCAAGAUGGACCCUGGGAAAACUGCACCCCAGGGAGACCCCAGAGAGCAAAUGAGGUACACUGUUUCUGAAAGCAAUUGCAGCAGAAAGAUACUCUCAAAGGGGAGUGAAGGAAGUGUGUGUGUUUUGUUGUUCCUCUCCCCUCAAAUCAAGAGGAUUUUCAAAUAGAACAAAUCAAGUUUUGAGUACGUAGCACAGGCUUCCCCACCUGGUGGCUAAAAGGAGAUACAUUGCUGCACAUUUUCUUUCUUUGAAUGAAGAUUAAAAAGUAGGAAGGGGUGCACAAAAGCAGCCAAAGGAGGAGGAAAUCUACCUGGUGGCUGGCCAGGUUUGGCUGCUCUUUGACCAGUUCUCAGAGGUCUGCCAUUCUGAGUCUGCUGGGAAGCCUGGACACUGACUGGUUGCUAAGAGCGACACACUGCAAGGCUGCCCCAGAAGCUGCAACUGGAAGAAGCCCUUACAAUCCAGAGAGGCUCCGCUGUUUUUAUUUUUUUUAAAAAGCAAAUGAACAAUCAACUUUCCUUUGCUAAAUGGCACUUCUCGUUUCCCACUUUUGUCCAGGGAAGAUUCUUUUUUGUGUGUCUUCAUUUUGUACAAUCAGGUUUAAAAUGCAGAGAGCAGCUGGAUUGUAUUUGUUGUUGUUACAAUCAAGUAAACUCUGGAAGAUUUUGCUUGCGGAAGCCAAGUCUGGGAGGUGCGGUGCCUACGGAAGACUCUGUCGUUCGGCACCCUGACUCUGGUGGGUGGUUAUGGACACAGGCGGUUUUCAGGGAGCCAGUGCCACUAGGGACAGGCACUGCCCCCUUGUGCUAGAACCUAAGGGGAACCCAUGCCAAAGCCACCCGAAUUUCAGACCUGGUGACUUCUACCUUUCUCUACCAUUCAUGGCUGUAAUCAAGUUGACCGCCAUCUUGGGUUUGGGUGAGCAGGAGGUUCCCUCUCAUGGCAAACCGUUUCUUGUGAUCUCAGAGCAGGGUGCCUGCAUGUGUUUGCCUACUCUACCUCCACCUUUCUGCCCCACCCUUUUACUCAAAUUGUUUCAAUGAUUGGGGGGGAGCCAGGGAAGUGGCCCCCAGUCUGAAAGGACUGGCCAGCUCCCUCCAGUUAGUCCGAACCUUGGCUGAAAGAACUGCUUGCUGCCCCACGACCAAGACUCCCUGCCAUUGGACUGAUUUGUGUAGCUAAGUCCCUCCAGAUUGCAGCAGAGAGAGAGAGAGAGAUGGUUUGGAAGGGUGGAAGAGCACCAGGCUGCAUUGUUGGAGGGUAGCAAGCUAGCUGGAGGGCAGAGUAGGAGGAGCCAAUUUCCUUCUUGUUGGGUUUGCUCUCUUGCCCUAGAAGCUAGGCUGGUGGAAAGUAGCAUAGCAUGUGGAGAGCUGCCUAGUUUCAGGGUUUGUUUGUUUCCCUUUUCUCAGAAUCAUAUUCAGAUGCAGCAGGGGUUCCUGCUGGUGAGCAGAAAGUCGGGGCAGGUGAGCCAUGCUACUCAGGAACAUGUCCUUCAGGAAAGGAAUCUGGUGUUCGGUUCAGCUGCCUUUGGGCAAUUGAAGAGGACUGGCUGGCAACUUGUCAGCCCUCUAGACCUAAUGUUUUCCAUUCCUGAAGGCUUCCAGGAUUUAACCAACACAGGUAUUGCACACAGGUAUUAAUUAAUGCUUUGCUGUUGGGCCAUGGGCGAAUUCUGCUGAAAUGUUUUAUAACCACUGAAAGGAGCAGGCAGAUUUGUCCUUUGAACGGAGCCCUGUGGCAUCCUCACUUCGCACUGUCCAUGGGUUUGCACUGGCCUCGCCUUUUAGUUGGGGGCAGGAGGCUUAGGAAGUUGGGCUACAUUACAUUACUUGACCUUGGAAGGGAGGAGAGCAGGGACGAAGGCAAAGCUAAAGGACUUCCCUCUUGUUUGGGCAUCAGGGAUUUGUGGGUAUGCAGGCCAAGACCCCAGGCACCAGCCCGCCCUUUUCUCUGCCCUUCAAAACUGCAAUCAUGCCAAACAGUAUUGAAUAAGUAUUUCUUUUAAAAAAAAAGAUGAGUUGUGUAGGAGGGAGCAGCCCCAAAGGGGACCAAUCCUAAUUCCUUGUGGCAACAGUGACUUAACUGCACAGCCUAGAAAACCCUGUUUCUUCCUCUUUCCUCCUGUACCUCCCCCACCCUGUUUACAUGCCUCUCAAGAGGGUUGUGUGUGUUGAGGGAGUAGAGCAUAUUAGAGGGUUGUGUGUGUUGAGGGAGUAGAGCACAUUAGAGACCAGAGAGAUGUUCUUUGUUUGAACUGCAAAGUCUUCUGCUAAUGAGCUUCUGCUGCCAUCUGGAUGCUGAGAGGCAGCAGGACUGGCCUUCCAGCUGCUGUGUAUGGUCAGAGCAAAAGAGAGCAAGUCUGUCUCUAGAAGAGCAUCAAACAGCCAUGUACUUCUAGGGGGGCAGCCAUCCAAGCACCACCCUCCAGGGGUUUGAGACUCCUCCAAGCCAGUACUGCCUCAUGCUGCUGUGGCUGAGAGUCUAAAACCCCUGGAAGGCACAUCUGGUUGGGCAAGGAAGUCUGGAGCCUGCCAGCUGGCUGAGGGAGCAGGCAGUCCACCUGUUCUUUUUUCUUCUUCUUUCCAAUACUUUCCUAAAAUCUCUGGGCACUUUUUGGGGGGGGCGGUGUGUGGGGGAUAAAUUUUGAGCAUCAAAGAGUGCCUUGACUUGCCCUGCUGGCUCCCUUGGACUCUUUCCACUCCCUGGUGGUUUUGUCUGCUAUGUGUUUGCCUUUUUCUCUCUGUCUCUCCCUUCCUGCUGCUCUGUGUGGAGAGGCUUUGCCUGGGCGAAAGAGCCAGCUUGGAACAAGGCUAGGGCCUGCCUGGCUCUCAGCAGCACCUGCAUGGCUGCUUUUUGGUGGGAGUGAUGGGACAAUCUUUCCAGGCCACUCCACCUCUGGGUCUUCAGAGCAGCAAAUAUUCCUCAUCUCACUCUGUCACUUGGAACUGGAAAUCUUCCCCACCCCCUCCCUCUGCCUCUUUUGUGGAUGGCUUGAAGAAAUCUCUUCUGCCUCUUCAGCAGCCUGGUCACUUAAUGCCUGCAGGAGACAAAGCUGGUAGGUUGUGAUGGGUGACUAUAUCCAGGUAGAACUUGUAUGGCAGAGCAUGAAAUGUUGGGCAACCUUGACCGGAUCCUGCCUUACCACUUGCCUUCUCCUUUGGACCAUCUCUGAUCCAAAGAUAAAAGCUCCUCCCCAGGAAUGCAUUCUACAUUGCCGACAGUGAGCUGUGGACUGGCAGGAUCAGAGUUCCGAUUGUGUAAGUGGCCAAGUGAAUGUUCAAAGUUUGAAAGAUUCUUUAAGAUGCUCAUGCUGGGCAUCUCUGUUGGCUGAACCCAGGUUUCUCCCCCCCACACACACACACCUUCAGUGAGGUAAUUUCCACUUGACUUUACGGUAGUUUUGCCACCUGGUCAAAGAGUCCUGCAUCUCUGAGCCACCCUCCCCUGGCUCCUACAAAUGAGCUGCCAGCUGGACACGGGGCCAGCUCAUCCAUAGGACAGGGCAAAUGGUUGUUCCUGGACUGGAUCAUUUGCAAGGGAGCUUCCCACUGCGGCUGUGACACAAUUCCUUUCUCCACGGUAGCUGACCUUCAGUCCCCAGCCAGCAAUUUUGCUGAAUAACCGGGGUGGGGGGGUGGGGAGGGGGGAACUUUAGAACUACAGGGAACAAACCUCUGCCAUUUCAGAGCUGGCAGUGGCUGAGUUGGACGAUGUAUGCGGUGGCUGCUGGCAAACCCCAGGACGGUUUCUCAAACCGGCAAAAUGGUCUGGGUAGAGGUUGCAGGUGUGAGAGGUGUGCCCCAUGCGUCUUAAGGGAAGGAAAAGUCUGGAGAAGGCCUUGUGCUUUCCCCAGUGUGAUCAGAAGGACUCCUGCUUAAAUCCCCCUUCUGCUUCCUGAGCUCCACAGACUGGGGUAGACUUGGAGGCCUGGACCUUCAGCUCCCACCCAUGGCCCAAGCCCCAAGCCUGACUUCCUUUCUCUUCCUCUGAAUGGAAGUUCUGCCUGCCCCCCCCCAUCCCUUCUGCCUUGGGCUGCCUCUGUAGACAAAUCUCUUAUAAGCAGCUACUUAUAAACUAAGGAAAUCAUGGAUCCAAAGCUGUUUGCCCUCCUUUUCUAGCCUACACUUCACUUUAUCAGUAUUACAUGCAGUUCUGCUGCCUCAGUUUGUACUUUUUGACUUCACAUGCCACAGUUGGAAGAAACUGGAUUUAUUUUGUGUUCUGUUGUACAAAAUAAAAUCUGUACCUUUUUCCUUCUGCUGAUUUCUGCAAUGGCUGCGUGGGUGGAGUUUCCCCCCCUUUUCCUUUCUAUGUUUGUGUUUCUGGCCCCCUAAGUAUCUCCCAACCCAGGUUAUCAGCCAUCACCUGGGGGUAGGGAGCAGCGAGGCGGCCUCUCAGGCUGCACUCAGUGAGCUGACCUUCAUCUUCAUGGAUGAAGGUGGUGAUGGUGGCAGGUGAUGGUAUAGCAGAAGUCAUUAAAAAAACAACCCCACACAUCUCCUAAUCUUGGAAGGGCAUCCCAAAAUUGUCUCUUAAUAGAUACUGCUGGAUCCAGAGGUAUAAGAAGUAUUAGAAUUGGCUUAUUUCAUGUACUUUCCUUAAAUUUGAACUGAGUUUUUUUAUUGAAACACAGAAUGUAAUUCUGCAAUCUCAGCUCUUGUUUGUGACUUCCUGGCUCCAAUGAGCCCCCAAUGAGCCCCCACCCCCCCAAUACUUGGGCCCCAUCUGCACUACACAUUUAAAGCACUAUGCUGCUGCUUCAAACAAUCUUAGCUUCCCCCCAAAGAAUCCUAGGAACUGGAGUUUGUUAAGGGUGCUGACAGUUGCAAGGAAGCCCCUAGUCCCCUACCAGAGGUACAGUUCCCAGAGCACCCUGGGAAGACCCUCUUCAAGAGAGCCCUACAGUUGCCACCAAGGAUUGGCGUAUUCUUCAUUUACCACCUCAGGCCUUCUGUGGGCAUACAGUGCCAAGGACAGGGUCUCACUGAUGAGAGAACCCCCCUGUCCUCAUUGAGAGACAGGCGUGCCACUUUCCCUCCACACAACGGCUUCUAGGCUUAGUUUCUUCUGCCUCAGGUGAAAUUUUUGAAGGAUGCUCUGAGAGGUCACUGGACAAAAGAGGAGCCUUUGAAGAAUAACUCAUUUCUUCCACCACAAUAAAUCUUCCUGAGUUUCAGGUGCCACAAGACCCUAUUUAGGGUGUGUAUUUAACAUUAUUAUGCACUUCUUGGUGUUCUAGCACGUACGAAUGGGACUUUAAAAAAUUGUUUUCAAAAUUAGAUAUAGUUACCUGGCUUUAAGACUUAAGAACUUCAGCCAUCUCUACUCUAGGUCAAGAUUUUACCAGUUUUUUUGGGGGGGGGCCUUUCAUAUAGGUGAGAGGUUGGGCAGUU